AUCCACGACUGAAAUUCCAAUCGCUAAAACCCGAAAUUCCCAAAACCCUAACCCUAAUCCUUCUUCUUCUUCUUCUUCUUCACUAUGGCUCGUACCAAGCAGACCGCUCGCAAGUCCACCGGAGGAAAGGCGCCGAGGAAGCAGCUGGCGACCAAGGCUGCCCGGAAGUCGGCUCCGGCGACCGGAGGAGUGAAGAAGCCUCACCGGUUCAGGCCGGGAACGGUGGCGCUGAGAGAGAUCAGGAAGUACCAGAAGAGCACGGAGCUUCUGAUCCGCAAGCUUCCGUUCCAGAGGCUUGUCAGGGAGAUUGCUCAGGAUUUCAAGACUGAUCUCCGAUUCCAGAGCAGCGCCGUGGCGGCGCUUCAGGAGGCGGCGGAGGCGUAUCUGGUGGGGCUUUUCGAGGAUACGAAUCUGUGUGCUAUUCAUGCGAAGAGGGUUACCAUUAUGCCCAAGGAUAUUCAGCUUGCGAGGAGAAUCAGAGGCGAGAGGGCUUAGAAAAAACUCAGAUUGAUCCUCUCUGCUUUGGUAUUUAUAAUUUGAUGUAGAUUUGGUUUUGCGCUUAUUUAGAUUAAGAAAUCUGGUUUCGAAGAAUUAUGAAGUAGAUCUGGUUGUAUAUCUUGCCUGAUUUUUGAGUUCUUAAUGAAAUGGGUUUUGUGGAGAUGAUGUUGCCAUC
Rosa rugosa (rugosa rose) is the source of this 673-nucleotide messenger RNA. Its product is annotated as histone H3.2. NCBI's taxonomy places the organism in Eukaryota, Viridiplantae, Streptophyta, Magnoliopsida, Rosales, Rosaceae. Gene Ontology annotation, molecular function: structural constituent of chromatin; protein heterodimerization activity; DNA binding. Bases 85 to 495 code for a protein of 136 amino acids. Gene Ontology annotation, cellular component: nucleosome. The transcript has a single exon. The record is from RefSeq and is a predicted model, not a curated record.